AAAAAAAUACGAAUAUGAUUGUGGUGAAAGAUUAAAAGAACAAAAUAGAAGAGAAAAAAAUUAUAAACAAACUAUCGAACGUUUAGAACAAACCAUUGAUUCUUUACGAAACCAACUCAAUGAAAACGUUUCCCCCAGAUAUUAA
Molecule: messenger RNA, 145 nt
Organism: Racocetra fulgida
Lineage: Eukaryota; Fungi; Glomeromycota; Glomeromycetes; Diversisporales; Gigasporaceae
Source: the annotation of a GenBank genome assembly